AUGGAUCCAACUCAAUACUGGAGAUUGGUUGGAUCAUUGCGUUACUUGUGCAAUACGCGGCCUGAUUUGGCGUUUAAUGUCGGUAUUGCUAGUAGGUUCAUGGAAAAGCCAAAGGUAUCACACUUGGCAGCGGUUAAGAGGAUCCUUCGUUAUGUGAAAGGUACUCUUGGCUGUGGAAUUUUGUUUCCGACAAGUGACACGGGCAGAAGUUGCAAUUUACUUGGAUACACCGACUCCAAUUGGUGCGAAGAUAAAGACGAUCGAAAAUCAACGGCGGGUUAUGUCUUUAUGUUCGGCGGUGCACCAAUCUCUUGGUGUUCUCGAAAGGAGCCGGUGGUUGCUCUCUCUUCUUGCGAGGUGGAGUAUAUUGCAGCUUCGAUGUGUGCAUGCCAAGCUGUGUGGCUUGUGAAUCUGUUGCAUGAGCUGGACAGCUGCACGAGGGAGGGAGUUUUGUUAUUGGUGGACAACGUUUCAGCCAUCAACCUUGCUAAGAAUCCCAUAGCACAUGGGAGAAGCAAGCACAUUGAGAUGAGGUUCCAUUACUUGCGCAAUUUGGUGAGUUCUGGACAGUUACGUUUAAGCUACUGCAGAAGUGAAGAACAAGUCGCGGACUUGUUGACGAAAUCGGUUACAAACGAUGUUUUCAAGCGACUCGCGGUGAAGUUGGGGAUGAAGAACAUCGAGCAUUUGACUUAA
Molecule: messenger RNA, 696 nt
Organism: Lathyrus oleraceus (garden pea)
Lineage: Eukaryota; Viridiplantae; Streptophyta; Magnoliopsida; Fabales; Fabaceae
Product: secreted RxLR effector protein 161-like
Exons: 1
Coding region: 1-696 (231 amino acids)
Source: RefSeq, a predicted model, not a curated record